AUGGAAUCAGGGUCUGUCAUAGCCGCCCCUGGUGACCUUAUAUCGCUAGGCAACGUUGAUCAAGCCUUGACUGCUAAGAUGAAUCUUGUCAAUGAAGCAAUUGAUACAAUUGGGUUUACCACUUAUCAUACAAAGUUGUUCUUUCUCAAUGGAUUCGGCUAUGGGGUCGAUUCCCUAUUGCUUUUCCUCAUGAGCAUCUCCGCCGAUCAAGUAGUAGCACAGUACCCCACGAAAUUCAAGAGAGGCGCACAACUAGGCUUUUACCUUGCACUUUUAGUAGGAGCAUUAUUCUGGGGCAGCACAGCAGAUAUCAUUGGCCGAAAGUGGGCAUUCAAUUUUUCACUGCUCAUUAGCGCUAUCUUUGCCAUCACGGCUGGCGCUGCUCCAAAUUAUACCGCGUGGGCUUCGAUGGUAGCAAUUUCGGCUUUUGGCUCGGGCGGCAACUUAGUUCUCGACACUACGAUCUUCUUGGAAUAUCUUCCCUCCAACAAGCAAUGGCUCCUUACUCUUUUGGCCGGGUGGUGGGGAGUUGGUCAGACUGUGGCCGGUCUGAUAGCAUGGGGCUUUAUGGAGGGCAACAACAUGGGAUGGAGAUACCUGUUCUACACAAGUGGAACCCUUGUUUUCAUCCUGAGCAUUGCCAGAGUUCUGGUCAUCCGGUUUCACGAAACUCCAAAAUUCCUCCUCUGUCAAGGUCAGGAUGAGGCCGUUAUCAAGACACUUACUGCACUCGCUCGCAAGCAUAAUCGAGAAUGCAAUCUCACUCUGGAGCAACUCCAGACCCACGGUCAAAUCCACAGCGCUCACGCGAAGAACAAAGCCUCGUUCUCCGAGUUAGUAGUACAUGUACGAGGUCUCUUUGCUACUCCAACCAUGGCUCUCUCGACAUCUCUGGUGUGGGUUUCCUGGGCUCUUAUUGGGUUGGGCUAUGCUUUAUAUUACGUUUACCUGCCGGAGUAUUUGGCAUCUCGGGGAUCAUCUAGUAGUUCAAAUUCCACAGACAUCACGUGGCGGAAUUAUGCAAUUACGAAUUUAUGCGCCAUACCAGGUCCCAUAUUAGCAGGUUUCAUGUGUGAAAUGCCUAUUUUUGGGCGAAAGCGAACUAUGGCAAUGGGCGGGCUCGUCACUAUGGCAUUCUUUUUUGGAUACACUACAGUGAAAACAGGGGCUCAAAACCUGGGAUUUGCCUGUGCAGUUUCGGUUACGAUUAACAUUUACUAUGCGACUCUAUAUGCUUACACUGUCGAGAUUCUACCCUCUGCGCAUCGUGGUACUGGUAAUGGUAUUGCCGUCGCCCUUAAUCGAUUGAUGGGCAUGGUUUCGGCCCUUAUUGGUGCUUUUACCUCGACAUCUAGCUCGGUUCCUAUCUACGUGUGUGCUGCAUUGUUGGGGGUCGCUGGUGUCCUUGCAGCUUUCUUCCCUCUUGAAUCACGUGGAAGGAAGAGCAUCUAA
This is a messenger RNA of Talaromyces proteolyticus, 1452 nucleotides long. RefSeq names its product membrane transporter. The record is from RefSeq and is a predicted model, not a curated record. The transcript has 5 exons. Gene Ontology annotation, biological process: transmembrane transport. Bases 1 to 1452 code for a protein of 483 amino acids. Gene Ontology annotation, cellular component: membrane. Gene Ontology annotation, molecular function: transmembrane transporter activity. NCBI's taxonomy places the organism in Eukaryota, Fungi, Ascomycota, Eurotiomycetes, Eurotiales, Trichocomaceae.